Falco peregrinus (peregrine falcon) is the source of this 1720-nucleotide messenger RNA. It is a transcript of the gene MUL1, whose product is annotated as mitochondrial E3 ubiquitin protein ligase 1. Gene Ontology annotation, cellular component: mitochondrion. Gene Ontology annotation, biological process: organelle organization; protein ubiquitination. NCBI's taxonomy places the organism in Eukaryota, Metazoa, Chordata, Aves, Falconiformes, Falconidae. The record is from RefSeq and is a predicted model, not a curated record. Bases 37 to 1095 code for a protein of 352 amino acids. The transcript has 4 exons. Gene Ontology annotation, molecular function: ubiquitin-protein transferase activity.
GGCGGUUGCCGCGGUAACGGCGCGACGGCGGCGGCGAUGGAGGGCGGCGGGCGGCCCUCGGCCGCGCAGGCCGUGCUGCUGGCCGCCAGCACCGCCCUCACCGCGCUGCUCUACUCCGUGUACCGGCAGAAGGCCCGCGUCGCCCGCGGCCUCGAGGGCGCCAGGAGGGUCCGGCUGGACGCGGACCUGCGGGCGGUGCUGCUGGAGGCGCCGGGGCGCUGCGUCCCCUACGCGGUCAUCGAAGGUGUGGUGCGGUCCGUUAAGGAGACCCUGAGCAGCCAGUUUGUGGAGAACUGCAAGGGCGUCAUUCAGAGGCUGACGCUGCAGGAGCACAAGAUGGUGUGGAACCGAACAACCCACCUCUGGAAUGACUAUGAGAAGAUCAUCCACCAGAGAACCAACACGGCCCCCUUCGACCUGGUCCCUCAGGAGGAAGGCGCCAGUGUCACAGUCAGGGUGAUGAAGCCACUGGACGCUGCUGAGCUCAGCCUGGAGACCGUGUAUGAGAAAUUUCAUCCCUCUGUCCAGUCCUUCACUGAUGUCAUCGGCCACUACAUCAGCGGAGAGCGCCCCAAGGGCAUUCAGGAGACGGAGCAGAUGCUGAAGGUGGGCACGGCACUGACGGGGGUGGGAGAGCUGGUUCUGGAUAACGCCACGAUCAAGCUGCAGCCCCCAAAGCAGGGCAUGCCCUACUACCUGAGCGCCAUGGAUUUUGACUCCUUGCUGCAGAAACAAGAAUCAAACGUGCGGUUUUGGAAAAUCCUGACCGUUGUUUUUGGCUUUGCCACCUGUGCUGUCCUCUUUUUCAUCCUACGGAAGCAAUACCAGCAUCACCGAGAGAGGCAGCACCUCAAGCAAAUGCAGGAUGAAUUCCGGCAGGCCCAGGAGCGCCUGAUGCGUGAAAUGAACGCGGAGGGCGGAGAGACGCUCAAAAACGCCUGCAUCAUCUGCCUGAGCAACACCAAAGCCUGCGUCUUCCUGGAGUGUGGGCAUGUUUGCUCAUGCAACGAGUGCUACUGGGCUCUCCCUGAGCCCAAAAAGUGCCCGAUCUGCAGGCAGGCCAUCACCAGGGUGGUUCCCUUAUACAACAGUUAAAUUUCUGUGGCCGGGGAGGGGGAGCUUUUGGCUUUAAAGCUGCCUUUUGUGAAGGGGGUUUCUUACCUCACAGCUUGGGUGGUUGAUUUUGGGGAAGGGGAGGGAGCUUGAGUGAGUGGGGUACUUGGACUGGGGUGCAAAGCCGGGUCUUAAAAGGCAAUGGUCCAGCCGAUGUGGGCUCACAUCGCGCUCCGGAGGUUUUCAGGGGGAGACGAGUCCUCACAAGGGGCACGGUGCUUAGCCGGGAGGUGCAGUUUCAAGCUCUUUGGUUAAGAGUUGGACUCUCGGGGUUUGCAUCACAGCUGACUGAGCCUGCGAUCCCGUACCCGGCUUCAAAAAACAUUGUGGGGGGGGAAAAAAAAAAAUGCAUUACGGCUUCUCAGAGGCUGCAGAAUUCGGGUGAUGCUGCCACACUGGGGCACGAUGGAGCAGAAUCGGCUCUCGGAGCGCUUGUGCGGGGGCUUGUGUGUACGCAAGUAAUUCUGUGAUCAUCCACGAAAUGGAUUUGUGACUGUAUCACGCCAGGACACGAGACUGAGGAGGUGAAAACACUGUGGCUGAUUUCUGCACUCGGCUUGAGCUGGGAUAGAAAAUGAGAUGUAAAGUAAUAAAAUAGGACGAAAAG